AUGUUUUUAUUUGAUUGGUUCGAAGCAUUUCUAAAUUGGUUGGGAUUCCUCAAGAAAGAAGGUUCUCUGAUUAUCAUUGGACUUGGAAAUGCAGGAAAGACAACACUACUUCAAGUUCUAUCGAAAGAUGUAUUGAAAGCACAUAUGCCAACACAAAGACCUCAUAUGGAUCAUUUUGUUGCAUCGAAUGUUACAUUUAAGGCAUGGGAUCUGGGUGGACAACAAGGCUUGAGAGCACUCUGGAGAAACUAUACUGCUGGUAGCAGUGAUUCCUCGAAACUCAUUGUUAUAUUCAUGGUUGACACAACCGAUCCCCAACAACUGGGUGAAGCCAAAGCUGAGUUACACGAUGCAUUAGAGUAUACAAACGGUGCACCAAUGCUGAUAGUUGGUAGUAAAAUUGAUAGACCAGGAUUGAAUAGAGAACAAUUGAUUCAGGCAUUGGAUUUAAAUAGCCAUAUGUUGGGAUUGAACGAGAAUUCACCACGUAUAAUGGAUGUUUUGAUGGUAUCGUCAGUGUCAAGAAAAGGUGUACCUGAACUUAUGAAUUGGUUAUCAAAAUGUCAUUCAAUAUCCAACAAAUAA
This is a messenger RNA of Heterostelium album PN500, 585 nucleotides long. It is a transcript of the gene sarB, whose product is annotated as ARF/SAR superfamily protein. The record is from RefSeq and is a predicted model, not a curated record. Gene Ontology annotation, biological process: endoplasmic reticulum to Golgi vesicle-mediated transport; membrane organization; intracellular protein transport. The transcript has 3 exons. Bases 1 to 585 code for a protein of 194 amino acids. Gene Ontology annotation, molecular function: GTPase activity; GTP binding. NCBI's taxonomy places the organism in Eukaryota, Evosea, Eumycetozoa, Acytosteliales, Acytosteliaceae. Gene Ontology annotation, cellular component: COPII vesicle coat; endoplasmic reticulum exit site.